CAGUCCUUAAAUACUGCAGCAACUCCACCGAGCACCUCACUGAUUUCUUCUACAAACUGAGGAAAGAAGAUUCUUGAACAACAUGUCUGGAAGAGGCAAAACUGGUGGAAAAGCCCGCGCCAAGGCCAAGACUCGCAGCUCCCGCGCUGGUCUUCAGUUCCCCGUCGGCCGUGUGCAUCGUCUCCUGCGAAAAGGCAACUAUGCUGAGAGAGUAGGUGCUGGUGCUCCCGUGUACCUGGCUGCAGUCCUCGAGUACCUCACCGCUGAGAUUCUCGAGUUGGCGGGAAACGCUGCAAGAGACAACAAGAAGACUCGUAUCAUCCCUCGUCAUCUUCAGCUGGCUGUCCGAAACGAUGAGGAGCUGAACAAACUGCUCGGCGGAGUGACCAUCGCCCAGGGUGGUGUUCUUCCCAACAUCCAGGCCGUCCUUCUGCCCAAGAAAACUGGCCAGGCUGUUGCCAGUUCUGGCAAAUCUGGAAAGAAGGGAUCGUCCCAGUCACAGGAGUAUUAAAAGCUGCGAUGUCCUGAGAUAACUCACCCAAAGGCCCUUUUAAGGGCCACCCCACUCGUCUGAAAAGAGCCAAUUCAUGUCUGAAUGUAAUGUAGCCUGUAUUAUUGAUCUGCCUUUUUACUUAUUAAAAUGUCUUUUUAUA
This is a messenger RNA of Megalobrama amblycephala (Wuchang bream), 653 nucleotides long. RefSeq names its product histone H2AX. Bases 83 to 511 code for a protein of 142 amino acids. Lineage: Eukaryota; Metazoa; Chordata; Actinopteri; Cypriniformes; Xenocyprididae. Gene Ontology annotation, molecular function: DNA binding; structural constituent of chromatin; protein heterodimerization activity. The record is from RefSeq and is a predicted model, not a curated record. The transcript has a single exon. Gene Ontology annotation, cellular component: nucleosome.